GGGCGCUAUGAUAAAUAGCAAGAUUCUCGUUUUCUCUCAUCUGAAUACGGGGACCUGUUUCACUUUUAUUACCCCGCUCUCGAAUCCCCCAACCCCUCUUUCUUUCUCUCUCCAAAUACUCUCUCUCUUCUCAGAUUCCUUUGGCAAGCCCCUUCUUCCCCAUCUCUCAGAUUCUCAGCUAGCAAUACCGAAUUCAAAACAUCAGGGUUGCAGAAGAAUCUGGUGUGUAAUUUUGAGAUAUCUAUUGUAGGCUGACUGGUUAUAAGAUUGAUAAAGGAAGGGAUUCAAGGGAGCAUGGCAGAGCAGGUCUUGGAGGGGAGUCAGCCUGUUGAUCUUACCAAGCAUCCUUCUGGAAUUGUACCCACUCUUCAGAAUAUUGUGUCAACUGUGAACCUGGAUUGCAAAUUGGACCUUAAGGCUAUAGCUUUGCAAGCCCGCAAUGCUGAAUACAAUCCCAAGCGUUUUGCUGCUGUUAUCAUGAGAAUUCGAGAGCCAAAAACGACAGCAUUGAUAUUUGCUUCAGGGAAAAUGGUUUGCACGGGAGCCAAGAGUGAACAACAAUCUAAGCUUGCAGCAAGGAAGUAUGCUCGCAUAAUCCAAAAGCUUGGCUUCCCUGCUCACUUUAAGGACUUCAAGAUUCAGAAUAUUGUUGGGUCUUGUGAUGUCAAGUUCCCUAUCAGGCUUGAGGGGCUUUCAUAUUCGCAUGGUGCUUUCUCAAGUUAUGAACCAGAAUUGUUCCCAGGUCUGAUUUACCGGAUGAAGCAGCCAAAAAUAGUCCUCCUAAUAUUUGUGUCUGGCAAGAUUGUUCUUACAGGGGCCAAGGUGAGGGAUGAGACGUAUACAGCUUUUGAAAAUAUAUAUCCAGUGCUAACGGAGUUCAGGAAGAUCCAACAAUGAGUGGGUUGUAGGUAAUACAGGUUGCUGCAUCGAUUCUUGUUUUUAUAUGAAACGAAGGUUUUAGGAGUGCCAUGGGAGAUAUAUGUUGUUGCGGUUCUCAUUACUCAGGAAGGAGACUAUACUCAUUGAUCUUCCCUUAAAACAGAAACAGCAGCUUUGGGGUGUCUAAAUCUAAUUAUAUUUUUAUGACCUCAUAGUGUCUGCCAUUCUUGGUUUUCCUUUAUCCUAGGUUUUGAGAGUCGAAAAUUUUGAAAAGCAUGACUAUGGUGCAGCUCUUUGAUUGCUUUCAAUCUAAUUGUCUUCCCUGCGGUUCGAUGUUGAAUGAGAAAGUGUCCAGUUAAUUUUCUUACUUGUACGGCAUGAAACUCUACUUAAACUGCCAUUUGGAAGCCUUUGCAUGGCGAUGUUAGAACUUUUAAGAUACUAGUAUUUUUUGUUCUUUA
This is a messenger RNA of Amborella trichopoda, 1340 nucleotides long. RefSeq names its product TATA-box-binding protein. The record is from RefSeq and is a predicted model, not a curated record. Gene Ontology annotation, biological process: DNA-templated transcription initiation. Gene Ontology annotation, molecular function: DNA binding. Lineage: Eukaryota; Viridiplantae; Streptophyta; Magnoliopsida; Amborellales; Amborellaceae.